This is a messenger RNA of Anopheles coluzzii, 4983 nucleotides long. It is a transcript of the gene PIG-V, whose product is annotated as GPI mannosyltransferase 2. The record is from RefSeq and is a predicted model, not a curated record. Gene Ontology annotation, molecular function: GPI mannosyltransferase activity; alpha-1,6-mannosyltransferase activity. The transcript has 2 exons. Lineage: Eukaryota; Metazoa; Arthropoda; Insecta; Diptera; Culicidae. The coding region runs from base 792 to 2474 and encodes 560 amino acids. Gene Ontology annotation, biological process: GPI anchor biosynthetic process. Gene Ontology annotation, cellular component: mannosyltransferase complex; endoplasmic reticulum membrane.
CAAUACAAAAAAUCAGACACACAUACACAUUUCGGGCACUCGCGCGAACUGCAAGCACGCGGAAAAUGUACAGCGAACGCGUGCGCGUACCUACGCCAGAAUCGAGCUCCGGAAAAGGCCCGUUUUACCCCAAUAUUUUGGUCCGACUGCUGUUUGCUGGUGGUAGUGGUAGUAGCAGCAGACCGUCUUCUACAUGCCCGGUGUAUCGCUUGAGUUAGACAAUCGUACAAGAAGAGAUAAACAAAACCCGAACUGGACUGAGUGGUUUAUUUGGGACGUGGAACGAUUUGUUUGCUUUGCCAAGCCUCUAUCUUGGCUUUUGUUUUGGUCGCCUGGUUCGUCGCGAGGGAAGACGGUGUUCGUGUGGAUUGGUCGCGGUACGACGCACGACGCGGCCAACGAGACACGCGCACUACCACCCACUCGUCAGUGGAGCGAGCAACCCCAGCACUCGGCCCCGGGAAAAGAAGAAAGAUUUUGUAUCAGGACUUUCAAUCUAGUAGCACAUUCCUCUGCUAAGAGACCUGCUGUGCCAGCUUGUCCGGGGGGAAAAACAAGAAAUUUCCAUAUCUGCACGACAAAUGGGCCGCCGGGCUGGUCGUUGAUGGUACAAGUGUGCGAUUUAGUUGUGCAAGUGUUUGAGUGAGCGUCUGUUGGCACCAAAUGUCGUUCUGAUAAUAGAAAAAGCUCGAAGAUUGCUCGACAAACUACACGCUUCCAUCCUCGUGACUUCUCGAACUGAGCGGAUAAAGUUUAAUGCAACACCGUGGUGUGUCUGGUUUGGUGGAAAAAUGCGAUCGGAAUGCUACAACGGCAGCGGUGCCAGCACUUCCUCUCCCAAGCGACGGGUCAACGUAGUAGGCAAUGGGAGGUCCCAUCAUCACCACCAGCGGCAGCACCAUGCAGCAGGCGGCGCAAAUACCCACCGGGACACGACGACACAUGACAGAGGCACAGACUCACCACCCACCCUGACCGAACUGCCACCGUCCAGCGGAUCCUUUCUACACAUAUCAAUCACCAAGCUGGCCAUCGGAAGCCGCCUGUUCGUGAUAGUGCUUCAGCUGGUUGCUAACCUUCUCCUGCCAGACCACGAAGCAGGCGUGUUUGUGGCACCGAGCGACAAGAACGCACCGGAGCGACCACUGGACGCACUGGUGCGACUCGCGCUCGGCGGUCUGAACCGGUGGGAUGGCCAAUACUUCCUGCACAUUGCCGAGCACGGCUACACGUAUGAAAAUGCGCUCGCCUUCUUCCCGCUGUUCCCAUUCAUCCUGAAAAUUGUGUGCAGCUCGCUCAGCAGCUACGAGGUGAUCACCUUCGUGAGCUAUCGGGAGCUGUCGCUGCUGCUGGCGGUGCUGCUGAACGUGGUGUGCUUUACCGGUGCAGCGAAAGCGCUCUAUCGGCUGAGCAAGCACGUGCUCGGCAAUCAGAAGAAGGCGGAGAUUGCCGUGCUGCUGUUUUGCUUCAAUCCGGCGUCCAUCUUCUUCACCGCCCCGUACACCGAAAGUCUGUACGCGUGGCUGUCGUUCGUCGUAAUGUACCAGUGCAUCGAGGACGUGACGUCGAUCUUCCUGACGAUCCCGCUCAGCCUGUCGAUACUGUGCCGCUCGAACGGCAUGUUCAACAUCGGGUUCGUGCUGUACUUUGCCGUGCGCCGGAUCGUCGCCCAGUACAACGUGCACAACGUCAUCUGCAUCUGUUCGCGGCUCUUCUCGAUGCUGAUCAUCGUGCUGUUCCACUACGGUAUCGCCCAGGUGUACAACUACUAUCUGUUUUGCUUCGUGCAGAAGUUCAACUUUCCCGACCACGUGCGUGAGUACGCGGCGGAGCAUGGGCUGGUGCUGGCCGGCAACAAAACGGACGACUCAUCGCCCUGGUGCACCAACCUGGUGCCGCUGUCGUACUCGUACGUACAGAGCCACUACUGGAACGUGGGCUUCCUACGCUACUACGAGCUGAAACAGCUGCCCAACUUUCUGCUCGCCCUGCCGGUCGUGUAUCUCGUACUGAGCAACUCGUACCAGUAUCUGUGCGAACACUGGGAGUACGCCCUACGGUUGGGGCUGUUCCGGCUGACCAAAAAGCAGCACAAGGUGAUGCGCCCCUACGAUCGGUUUGCGCUCGUGUUUGUCGUGCACGCGCUCGUGCUUACGCUCUUCUCGCUGGUGUUUGUGCACGUGCAGGUUACGACGCGGCUCCUGUGUUCGGCCAGUCCCGUACUGUACUGGUACACGGCCGAAUACUUUACCGGGGAGCGAGCGUUCAUCAAGCGGCAAGUUAUCCGCAAGCUGUCGAAGCAGGUGAAGGAUGGCGAGGAAAACAGCUGCACCCACGUGCUGAACCACAUCGAGCUGAGCGAUUUGCUUGACUUUCGCUGGAUGAACGGCCGGCAGCAAACGAUCCUGGUGUACUUCCUCGGCUACACCAUCGUCGGGACGGUGCUGUUUAGCAACUUUUACCCGUGGACUUAAUGAAAGAGGGAGAAUCUGAGCGAACUGCAGCGAUCAUCCUUCUUUCCUUCUUUCGCAGCUACAAAACAAGCAGCUACUCGCUCUCUCUCUGUGUUGUUGACCAAAGCUAAAAGACGGUUACCAAGAACCAGGACACAAAUUCUACUCUAAACAUUGGGAUUACACUUAUCUCGUGCCUUUUUCGCUCUACUACAUACAUACAUACAUACAUACAUAUUGCCAAAACCGAACGACAAAUACCAAAAUUUGAGGGGCAGCAGCAAGGUGAGCACAGAACCACAAUGGUUUUCAACCGAAUGGGUGGGUUCACGCUGACUGCGUCGAAACGAACGAAAACUUCCAAUUCGAAAUUGACCAAAGUUUCGCUUUCUAUUUGCUCAUUGUUAAAUUACAAAAUUUGCCAAAUUAUUAGGAAAUUAAUUGGAGCGUUACGUACUAUCGUUUCCUUCGACCAUGUUCGAACCCGGACUGUGUUCUUUUGUGUUAGCAUUAGCCCGUAGACUAGUAGAAUGUAUUGCUAUAAUUUAAGGGGUUUUAAAAUUGAAAGCGAGAGCGAGCAGAACCGGUUGUUAGCGAAUCUUAAGCUUAAGCGCGCUAAAAUGUUCUGGUUAACAUUAUUGUUGUGUUCCGGGGACAAUGUAGUUAUCUCUAUCCAACUUUGCCUUGCAUUACCACCGAAAAGGAACAAAUCUGUCGUCCGGCACUGCUGCUGCUGUGGCGCCAACGAACCAAUGGAUGGGCUUUGACUGUUUUAGUUAGAAAACAUAAGGAAGCAAAACGUGGUCAGUGUUUCUGCUACAGCAGCAAACCCGUACUACAACAGCUAAAACGCAACGCAUGGAUCAAUGGAAAUGUGGACAAGUGGGUGGAUCGGAUCAAACAAAAGUCAAACUUGCAGAGCUACCAUAUAUAGAUAUACACAUAUACAGAUAGCGACUUUACUUAAAAAAUAAAAGAAAAUACUAUAUACAUGUUUAAACUCGAGUCAACUAUAUACAUAUAUAUACAUAUACUUAACAUGGUUUUUAACCAUCAUUAGACUUUACAAAGCAGAGCUACUGUGGGUUGCAAUAGUAGUGGUAAGACUCGCAAACCGGACGAACACGAAAUAUUGUGGAGUGAAAACAGCUGACAAAAGAAAACGAAACUGUAUCUUAAAACAAAAUCAUUAAAAAACAACAUGUUAAAGCUAUUCUCUUGCGAUAGAAGUGCAUAACUAUUAUGUAGAUUAAACAAACAGCAACACUAAACACUUGCGUCGUACGUACGUGCGUACGUACACCCUAAACAGAACAGAACGAAAACAAUCAAAUGAAAUAUUUCCUAAUUAUAUAGAAAGACGGGCAAUCGAACGAACUUAACAUAUUGUGAGAAACGGCGGACGAAGCAGACGGUAGCAAACGUUGGUUUUCCACUAGGAUUAGACGUAUUUCAAUUCAAGUUGUUGUUGUUUAUACAAUUUCAAAACAUUACUUACUUCGGGGGAGAAAUAGGUUAACGGUAACGAGAGGAAGCGAACCCGAUAACAUUAGCAAAAAAUACAGGAGUAUCGCGUUUUACACAACACUUUCUACACACUCUAUUCUGUGUAGAGUAGGGUUUCGACUAGAGCGAGAACAACAAGUUAGUGAUUAGUUAGUAAAAAUCGAGAAAAUUUACAAACGUAAACCAAUUUAAACCAAACAUAAUCAAUCAUAUAAAUGCAAGAUGCUAAUGCAAUUAAUACACUGUCGCACAGUAAUUAAAUAAUUAUCAAACUAAAUAGAAAUGAAUUAACACAAAAAUGAAUGAAAAAACCAUAACUUCCUCACACAUAAAUAAUCAAAUCAAUUACUAAACUAAACUGCAUUACUUAAACUGCAGCUUCAAACUCCAAAGACACGCACAUACCACUCUCACCGGUCGUGCUUUACAUAUUAUCCAUUCGAUUUUAACUACUUUUAAUAACUUAUGAACUAAAAAGGAAUAAAAAAUUGACGAAAAAACCAUUCAAUUAGGCACGCUUAAUAGAAGCGAAAAGAAUGGAGUUAAAAGGAAGGUGCGCCCUAGUGAGACGUGUUCUUUAGUCAUUCGCAUUCGUAGUGGACAAUUCAGCUACUUAUUGGAGGAGGUUACUCCCAUUCUUUUGCGUAAUUACGAUUUCAAUGUGCAAUAUAUUUCUCGCUCGCGUAACCAGUUUGUACAAGAGCGUGUAGAGCAAUUAUCAAUUAAAAGAAUUAAAGUAUUUAAAGCGCUACACAUAAUUGAUCUAUUUGAACGAAUCGAACUUAUUGCAAAAGACAUUAGUAGGGCCGGCAGUGGGUAGUUUUCAGUACAGUACGCACAGUACAGAGCUAUCGAAAUUGAUUGGAACGUCUCCCCAUUACCUCUAUAAUCGUUGAAAUCCGCUUUUAAAAUUCAAAGAGUUUAGUGCAAUACUAUCUUCGAGGACGUUUGUUAGACAAUAUCUAGUUUCACUGUUGGACUAUUUCUGAUAGAAAAAACUGCAAUAAACUGUUUCUCAUUCGAA